Messenger RNA from Symbiodinium sp. CCMP2456, 1476 nucleotides. The record is from the annotation of a GenBank genome assembly. NCBI's taxonomy places the organism in Eukaryota, Dinophyceae, Suessiales, Symbiodiniaceae.
AUGCCCCGCUGUCCAGCGUCGGUUUAUCUCAUGUGCAUUUUCGGGCAGCUCUUCCAUGAAGCGUUUGCCUUGAAACUUCCGAAGAACAUCCUGGAACUUCCAGACCAAGCAGAAGCAGUGGAGCGGGAAAUCGUGGAAGGAGACCAACACGGCGCCAACAUCGCCCUGCUUGCUGCUGCAGAGGGAGGGAAACAUCACUUGGAGAUGGUUUGGGCACUCCUGGCCCUGGACUACGAUCCUGAUGGUCUCCAGGAGUGGUUGUCGACUGCUUCGUCCCCUCCAACUCUAUCCGCAGAGGGCCAUGAUAGGAGUCUGGUCGAGGACGUUGGGAACUUGCUGGAAACGAUCCGCGCCAACCGGCCCGACGGCCCCGAUGCCGUGAAGGCGCUGAUCCUGAACGUGGCCAGGAGGGGCGGAGCGCAGGGCGGAGCGCAUCGAGUCUCGAAGGCGCUACAGGCGUUGCAGGCCUUGGGUUACAGCCCCCAGGAGCUGCAGAGCUGGAUCGAGCGAAAAACACAUGGCCAGGCUCUGCUAGCAAAGGGACCAGCCCGUGCUAUCGAGAACUCUUGGAACGUUUACUUGCUGAUCGAUGCCUUGAAGCAUUCGAGCAAAGCGGAGGUGAAGAAGGUCCUUGCCCACAUCGGCGCAGAAGAGAUGGUACACGUACUCGGGAUUUUCGCUGCUUUAGGCUACGAUUACAACGGGCUUUUGAAGUGGUUGCAGUCGGAGUCGGAGGCGGAGGAGGUCGAAACGCCAGGAAAAAACUCGGAUUUUGCUCUUCUCUUGAAAGACCUGGAGGCGGAGGCCGAAACCCGGGCCGAGGUCAAGGAAGUCUUCGCAAGGAUGCUGAGGACAGGCAACCUUUCAUCCUCUUUUGCCAGGCUGCAAUCCAUGGGCUACGACCUCGAUGCCAUAAAGCGCUGGUAUCAGUCUCGCCUGAAAGCCACUCCACAGCCUCAUCAGAAAGACUCCAGAGCCGGCAAGCCCAGCGACUUCAGGAACGAUUCCAUGACGCUGACAGCGCCCAAGAGGCUCUUCCAUGAGACCAUGCAGCAAAACAACAGUGCCACGGCGGCCCAGGCCGGCUCUGCGAAGCAAGAGAAGGAGAAGGCCAAGGCCAAGGCCGAGGCCGAGGCCUCGAAGGCGAAGACCGCGGUGGAAGUCGCGGAGACCGCGGAGACCGCGGAAGUGCCCGAAGCGCCCGAGGUGAAAUCCUCGCAUUCCCGACCUGAAGCUACAGCAGCCACGGCAGCCACAGCAGCCACAGCAGCUACAGCAGCUACAGCAGCCACAGGCUUCGAUGAGCUGCUGCUGCGGGUGCAGGCGGGAGACGAGGUGGAGGUCAUUCGGCUGCUUUCCUCCGAAUUCAGAUCAGGUGGCCGGCCACGGGUCGAGCAAGCUUUCGCCUUCUUGGAAGCUGCAGGAUAUAACCACAAGGACGUGCAGGCAUGGCUGACUGGUGGUCCGCCCCCUUGA